Vitrella brassicaformis is the source of this 1751-nucleotide messenger RNA. Lineage: Eukaryota; Vitrellaceae. The record is from the annotation of a GenBank genome assembly.
UGAUACAUCAAUCGACGUGUGAGCGGUCAGAAGCACGUGCAACCACAGAUCUACGUCUGUAAGGAGGAGAUCCAGCCAUUGGUGUUCCUUCUGAAACGUUCCUUCACCCUGUCUCCGUCCUCGUUACCCGUACUCAUCUCCCGCCCCCUCUGCCGUUCCCCCUGAGUGACCCCCACGCGCUCUAGCGCACCUCGCGCGUCUCCCUCAUGGCGUCCCAGCGCAACCCGGAUCUCUUGGCAGAUCUCAAGAGAUCUACCACCACCGGCAGCACUGCCAUGCGUUUUGGUUUCCAGACGUUCGGCAGCGCCAACCCGUUCGGCAGCGUCAACCCGAGCCCAUCCACGCCGCCCAGCACGCCUGGCUGCGGACAAUGCCAAAGCGUCCGCCAUCUCAACAGCCCGCUCAACCCAUUCCGCGUCGGAUUCAAGAGAAACGACCGCUUCGUGGCGUGUGUAGCCAUGACACCCGCCAUCGAAAGUGCCAUCAAUGGCGGCACCAAGCAAUACAAGCUCGUCGACAACGGCUACGCUCAGCUCAUAGAAGACCUCACCCAGCCCAAGCAGGACACCCCCAAUCCCCUCAUCGGCCUCCAACACCAUGAGGCCGAGAUCCGAGGCCUCAGCAGCGGCAUGAUCCAUCUCGCUGCCAUCAUGACCAUGCGACUCUGCAAGAAGCACAACUACAACACGCCCCUCCAACGUGGUGCUAGUGACAAUGCGGCUGCCGACAGAUACCUCAUCAACCCGAUGAAUCGCGCAGAUGUCCACAACCCACUUGCCAACGAUUUGACGGCUGCCACGCACUGCGUCGCGGAGCUCGGCAACUUCCUCGUCAAGAACGACAGUGACACGGCAAUGGCGCUCAUGCAGGCGCUACCCACCAUCCUCCAGGACUUCGCCACCCGGUCAGUCCCUUCCUCCGGCCGCAGACGCAAGACCCCAUCGGCCGCGGCUGCUGCUGCUGCCGCCCCACCGGCAGAUACGGAGCCGUCCUCUCCCUUCACCCCCAAUGACCUGUUCGGCAACAUGGACCAUGAUGAGCAGGACGCCGAUUUCGAGAUGUAUGAUGACGACGUCGCCAUCCCCCGUCGAGACGUCAUCCCGUCCGCCCGCUACAAGACGCUGCCCACAUUCCAGGCCCGCAUCGCCUCCAUCCCCGCCGACCUCAAACAAUUCAUGGGUGAGGCCGCAGCACCCAAGGACAUCGUGCUGCUCACGAGUGCGAGCGACUGCACGAUCGACUACCCCAAUGUGUUCGACGACGUCACUAAGCAGCAGGCUACCCUCUUCGCCAGCCAAAUCGCCUCUGUGCUUCCCCCGGCCAAGACACCACGCGCCCACACCGCCCAGGACCUCCUCCUCAGCUGGGGCAAGCGCAUCGACAAUAGCGCUGAGCUCACAAUCAAGGACGUCAUCAACUACGUGGCCAUCCACUAUGCCAUCAACCUACGCGCCGGAGUCCCCUUCCGUGCGUCCCAGGGACCAUCAGUCACCACACGUGGUCGCACACAGAAGAAAGCUGACUGAUGUAAGGCGCCACUGGAGCUUCGCCCCCAGUGGCAACAACGCACUCUACCUGUGCUGCCUGCGAAUCCGUUUUCCUCGUCUGUUGUGUCUGUCUGCUGUAGAUCUGACUAUGUAUCGUCAUCAGUCGGAUCGCCGCGCGCGUCACCCACCUUUUCCCGUUGCGCGUGUUGUACUACUGGGCAUAACUCACUCACUCACGUACACGAACAAGGGGCUGCCGUCCAC